This is a messenger RNA of Apis dorsata (giant honeybee), 614 nucleotides long. RefSeq lists its product as uncharacterized. The record is from RefSeq and is a predicted model, not a curated record. Lineage: Eukaryota; Metazoa; Arthropoda; Insecta; Hymenoptera; Apidae. The coding region runs from base 262 to 480 and encodes 72 amino acids. The transcript has 3 exons.
UGUCGAAGACAAUGCCCUAGGUCAGAAGGACAACUGGAACGCCGUGAAAGGGUGGGAGUGCGGAGAAGUAUUAAAUCAUAGCGAGGCCACUUCCAAAGUCAGUUCUACGUUGAACGUUCAGACAAGAAAUUCUUCCUUGAAUUCUUCAAAUAUUUCAUUAAAGUAAGCAGUAAUAAGCUUAUGAUUGUGUUUCUGAAGUGAAUCUUCUCGUGCAUUAAAAAAAGUUAGAAGAAAAUUUUGUUAUCAUUAACAAUAUCGGUUAUGAAGUUAACAGCGUGGAGUUUUGUGUUGUGCAUCCUGGUAACUAUUUUCUUCCUGGCGGUUACCACGUCUGCAUAUCCUGCUAGCAAUCCAGAAAUAAUGUAUAACUUGCAGGCGAUCGAAAAUAUGCGACAGAUUCCGCAAUGGCAUUGUUUACGCUACAGAAAAUUUGAUCUCGUACGUCGCUGUCGGAAUUACCGUUUAGGAAGAAAACAUUGACAAAUACAAAAUCAUCGCAAUUCAAGAUGGAUGAAUACAAAUAAGUCAUUAUAUUUUAAGUUUCAUCGUCCAACUAUUUUAAAUAUUCUACUCCAUAUGUUUAAACUUAUAUGACAAAUGAAUAAUGAAUAAUA